AUGAAGUUGACCUCUAUCACUCUUCUCCCGGCCGUGUAUGGCUUAGCUAGCCUAGCUCAAACAACAACUCUAGGCAUCGGUCAUGGAGUCGCCAACUACACAGACGGGCAUGCCGACAAUGCAGUUUGGGUGCUCGGCGACGACCCAUGCGAUUACAUUUACAUGGGUGUCUACGGAGAGGACAUGUGCGAGCUCAAUGAUGGAUGGUUCACGGCACCUGAUGGCUGUUCGUACCAUUUCACGGGAUGCGGGACCGGGAUAGGGAACUUCUGCCUCUCGAAUGCGGACGGCUCCAUCAAGUCGUGUCCCGACUGGAAUCGUGAAAUCCACGCGGCUGAAGGCUGCAGUGGCCCGGCAGGGAGCUACUAUGUCGACCGUUACUUCAUCUUUUAG
Messenger RNA from Diaporthe amygdali, 393 nucleotides. RefSeq lists its product as uncharacterized. The coding region runs from base 1 to 393 and encodes 130 amino acids. Lineage: Eukaryota; Fungi; Ascomycota; Sordariomycetes; Diaporthales; Diaporthaceae. The transcript has a single exon. The record is from RefSeq and is a predicted model, not a curated record.